AUGUCUGAUAACCAAACAGAGCACAUGAGCGACCACCUCUCGGAGCAGACCUCAAUUUUCGGUCUUCGUUUGUGGAUCGUUCUUGGGGUUUGCGUUGGAGCUGCUUUUGUGCUCGUUUUGUUUCUCAUUUCCCUCUGGUUGGCCUCCAAGCGAUCCAAGAACAAAACUUUACAAAAACCCACAAUCCCAAUUGUCUCCAAAGAGAUCCAGGAGAUCAGGGUCGACCAUGUUCGGACCCAAGUCCAAGCUUACCAAUAUCCUGAACCCGACCCAAUUCCCAGAAUCGAAAGGCAAGCCUUGCUGACGCCUACAGAGGAUGAGAGCCCAAUUGGGUACCAGAAAGUUCACAUUGAGAUUGGCAAGGACCAUAGGAUUACUUAUCCAAUUGGGUCUUCUUCUUCUCAUGGAAGUGGGGAGGCUCGUGCUGUUGAUCAGGUGGCUAUGGUGGGACCUGAAGUUUCUCACUUGGGUUGGGGACAUUGGUACACUCUGAGAGAGCUUGAGGUUGCAACAAAUGGGUUUGUAGAUGAGAAUGUCAUUGGUGAAGGAGGGUAUGGGAUUGUUUAUCAUGGUGUGUUGGAGGAUAAAACUCAGGUUGCUGUCAAGAACUUGCUCAACAACAGGGGACAAGCUGAGAAGGAGUUCAAGGUUGAAGUUGAGGCAAUUGGACGAGUUCGGCAUAAGAAUUUAGUGAGAUUGCUCGGUUUCUGUGCUGAAGGAGCUCAUAGGAUGCUUGUGUAUGAGUACGUCAACAAUGGGAACUUAGAACAGUGGCUUCAUGGGGAUGUAGGGCCUUCCAGUCCUCUUACUUGGGAGAUUCGAAUGAAUAUCAUACUGGGAACAGCGAAAGGGUUAACAUAUCUUCAUGAAGGAUUGGAACCCAAGGUUAUUCACCGUGAUAUAAAAUCGAGCAACAUUUUACUUGACAAGCAGUGGAAUGCCAAGGUGUCAGACUUUGGCCUUGCCAAGCUCAUUGGUUCUGAGAUGAGCUACAUUACAACCCGUGUCAUGGGAACAUUUGGCUAUGUAGCUCCUGAAUAUGCAAGUACAGGCAUGUUAAAUGAGAGAAGUGAUGUGUAUAGUUUUGGAAUUCUUAUCAUGGAGAUAAUAUCUGGGAGGAAUCCAGUUGAUUAUGGCCGGCCACCAGAAGAGGUGAACUUAGUUGAGUGGCUUAAGAAGAUGGUUGCUAACAGGAAUCCAGAGGGAGUGUUGGAUCCCAAGUUAGCUCAGAAGCCUACUUCGAGGGCAUUGAAGCGGGCUCUUCUUGUAGCUUUACGUUGUGUAGACCCAAAUGCACAGAAGCGGCCAAAAUUGGGACAUAUUGUACAUAUGCUAGAAGCUGAAGAGUCCCCCUUCAAAGAUGAUCGUAGAUCUAGAAGGGCCGCAGAAUGCUCAGAUGGUGACAAUGUGAAGGUUGGGCUGAAAGAGAAGCAAGUAACUGAAUCCGGUGAUAGUAUCGGGUGUGAAAGUGGCAUGCAUGCCGAUAAUACAAGAUGGAGACAUCAAGAAGAAAAGCUGUGA
Prunus armeniaca (apricot) is the source of this 1521-nucleotide messenger RNA. The record is from the annotation of a GenBank genome assembly. NCBI's taxonomy places the organism in Eukaryota, Viridiplantae, Streptophyta, Magnoliopsida, Rosales, Rosaceae.